Vicia villosa (hairy vetch) is the source of this 1283-nucleotide messenger RNA. RefSeq names its product small ribosomal subunit protein uS19v-like. Gene Ontology annotation, biological process: translation; ribosomal small subunit assembly. Gene Ontology annotation, cellular component: cytosolic small ribosomal subunit; ribosome. Gene Ontology annotation, molecular function: structural constituent of ribosome. Bases 1 to 480 code for a protein of 159 amino acids. The transcript has 11 exons. Lineage: Eukaryota; Viridiplantae; Streptophyta; Magnoliopsida; Fabales; Fabaceae. The record is from RefSeq and is a predicted model, not a curated record.
AUGAAUAGUCAAAGAGUUCAAGGGUUUACCUGGAGCGACGCACGAGAUUGCAGAUUGAGAAGGCCGAAGAUGAGUUGUCGAUUUGAAGUUCGUGGCCUCUUAAUUCUUCUACCGAAAGCUGAAGAAGAUUUUUGUGAAAGAUUGAAGACCGCAGAGGUUGAAGAAGAUGGUGAAAUUGAAGGAGAUGUUGAACCCGAGGUCGCCGCACAAGGAGUGCCAAAGAAGAGAACAUUCAAGAGGUUCAGUUUCAGAGGUGUCGAUCUCGACGCUUUCUUGGAUAUGUCCACUGAUGAACUCGUCAAGCUCUUCUCUGCCCGUGCUCGCAGAAGGUUUCAACGUGGUUUGACCCGCAAGCCUAUGACACUCAUCAAGAAGCUCCGCAAGGCGGGUUUGAGUUUGACCCGAACAUUGGCUGUCAGGGUGAACAUAGUUUACACUGCCAUGAGGGUUCUCACACCCAAAGCAAACACUACCCUGUAGCUGCCACUCUGAUGAUCAGGUAUGAGAUGGCGUACUUCUAAAAAUUCUAUCGCCAACUUACCACCUGGACCAUGGAGACUGCCCAUGAUAGGGAACAUACAUCAGAUUAUUAGCAGCCCAUCGACUCAUCAUUCCUUCUAACUUGGAAAGUCAUUUUACAAAGUAAGUCAUUUUACCUUUCAAACUUGAUCACAAUCCUCCUCCGGAAACUUUGAAAGCAAAGUGCUCUGUUUGCUCUCGGUGUCUCAGAUAUUGUGUUAAUAAACAUGUGGUUCCAUGACAUUGGCCGUGAGCAAGCUGCAAAUAAGCCUCUUUUGAAAACCGUCUUUCAGGUUAUGAUGAGAUUGUUAAGUCCGAGCAAAACAACAAUGGUGUUUGUCAUACGUGAUUAAACAAGGACGCCACUUGAAAAUUUAGAACCUGUUUUGCGAGAAGAUACUCAGAAGUUCUGGUUUAGGUGGUGAUAGCAACAUUAAGUCUGCCCUGAGUCCAAUACAAGCUGUUGCCAUGGCAAAUAAUACAUUACUUUUGAAAGAGCACAAAGAGAUUCUGAAAACAUAAAUUGGAUUUUGGAUGACACAUUAGAGGGAGAGGUAGCAUCUGUGGAUAUAUCUACUAAAGAUAAUCUGAAUAAUCUGGUGAAAGCUGGUUUGCUAGUUUACUGUCGGAGAUAAGAAAAGCGAAAAAGUCUAAGCAUCAAAAUGGCAAGUGAAUGGAUGAUCACUAGAUUGAAUAUGUCAAUCCAUUGCUGAAGCUGUAUCUUUUAUUUCUUUGCUUAAUUAAUCAUUUCUGUAAGAUUGUGA